CCAAUUUGCAAACAUAAUUGAAAGAAAAAGGGAAACCUAAUAAAUCGGAGAGACCAAAAACACUUACCGUCGUAUAUUGUCCUCUGCCACCCAGCAAGGGAAAGGGACAACCAAAGCAACCCUUCGGAGAUCUCAAGGGCCCUUCCCUCGUACACUCCGAACUCACACCCUUUCUCUUCUUAUUUCCCUCUUUUUCAAUUCUCUUCCCCUAUUCUUCAUUCCCUCAUGGCUACCUCGCUCUAUUCAACUCAUUGUCGUUCACUCGCCACCUCCUCCUCUUCCUCCGCCUCCUUCCAGCCCUCUCCCUUCUCAUCUAACCUCGCUUACCUUCAACGCGUCACAUUCUCGCAUCGCUUUCUUGCUUCUAAGGUCUCUCUCAAGUCUCAACCCCCGUCGUAUCAGAUUCCUGUCCACACCCAGCAACAGGAAGGUGCAGUAGCUGCUUCCGUGACACCUGUUGAAAAUGGCACUUCUCACAAGCAGCUGAAUGCUGAAUUAUUGUCUGUUAAGUCCCCAAAGGAGUCUCUAGUUGAAGACGGUUUUGAAAAGGAUGAAAAUGAGUCCACUGUUAGUAUUACUGUUGUUGGAGCGUCUGGAGACCUUGCUAAGAAGAAGAUAUUUCCAGCUCUCUUUGCACUUUACUAUGAGGAUUGUCUCCCUAAGCACUUCACCAUCUAUGGUUACGCACGGAGUAAGAUGACUGAUGCAGAACUGAGAAAUAUGGUUAGCAGGACCCUCACUUGUAGAAUUGAUAAGAGAGAGAACUGCAAUGAGAAGAUGGAGCAAUUCCUAAAAAGAUGUUUCUAUCAUUCUGGUCAAUAUGAUUCUCAGGAAAACUUUGCAGUGCUAGACAAGAAGCUGAAGGAACAUGAGGGUGGGAGAACUUCUAAUCGCCUGUUUUAUCUUUCAAUUCCUCCUAAUAUAUUUAUAGAUGCUGUAAAAUGUGCAAGCUUGUCGGCUUCUUCUGGUAAUGGUUGGACCAGGGUCAUUGUUGAAAAGCCUUUUGGUCGUGAUUCUGAAUCUUCAGCUGCAUUAACAAAAUCACUCAAGCAGUAUCUGACCGAGGAUCAAAUUUUCAGGAUUGACCACUAUCUUGGGAAAGAGCUUGUGGAAAAUCUUUCUGUCCUCCGAUUCUCAAAUCUCAUCUUUGAGCCAUUAUGGUCAAGGCAGUAUAUAAGAAAUGUACAGUUGAUAUUCUCGGAAGAUUUUGGCACUGAAGGACGUGGCGGGUAUUUUGACCAUUAUGGUAUCAUAAGAGACAUUAUGCAGAAUCAUUUACUUCAAAUACUAGCUCUCUUUGCAAUGGAAACUCCUGUUAGUUUGGAUGCAGAGGAUAUAAGAAAUGAAAAGGUCAAAGUUCUUCGUUCAAUGAGACCCCUGCAACUUGAGGAUGUGGUUAUAGGCCAGUAUAAGAGCCACACAAGAGGAGGUGUUACGUAUCCAGCCUAUGUUGAUGACAAAACUGUACCAGUAGGCAGCUUAACUCCAACAUUUGCUGCGGCUGCCCUCUUUAUAGAUAAUGCAAGAUGGGACGGGGUACCUUUUCUGAUGAAGGCAGGGAAAGCAUUACACAGCAGAGGAGCUGAGAUACGGGUACAGUUCAGGCAUGUGCCGGGUAAUCUGUACAAUCGAAAUUUUGGUGCAGAUCUUGAUCGGGCAACCAAUGAACUUGUUAUCAGAGUUCAGCCUGAUGAGGCUAUUUAUUUGAAGAUAAACAACAAAGUUCCAGGUCUGGGAAUGAAGUUGGACCGCAGUAAUCUAAAUCUUCACUAUGCAGCAAGAUAUUCAAAGGAGAUUCCAGAUGCUUAUGAGAGGCUACUGUUGGAUGCCAUUGAAGGAGAAAGAAGACUCUUCAUACGCAGUGAUGAACUGGAUGCGGCUUGGUCACUCUUUACACCUGUACUGAAGGAACUAGAAGAGAAGAAGAUAAUUCCAGAGUACUAUCCUUAUGGUAGUAGGGGUCCUGUUGGUGCUCACUAUCUUGCAGCCAGAUACAACGUACGGUGGGGUGACCUUGGUUCAGACAUUGACCGCUAACUCUCAAAUUUUGUUCACAAGUAAUCAGCCUCAGAUGUUAGCUAUUGCGCAUGCAUGCUAUUUUAUGGUUUCUGCUUUGCUUGCAUUUUCUUUUUCCUUCAGCAGCAUGGUUACUUCUCUGGUGAAGGCAGAUAUCAGGCACACUUGAAAUCAUGUAAAGCAAUAAAGCAUCUGGUUUCAAAGUAUAGUAAUAAAGCUCUUAGAUCAUUGAUUUUUUU
Molecule: messenger RNA, 2255 nt
Organism: Vigna angularis (adzuki bean)
Lineage: Eukaryota; Viridiplantae; Streptophyta; Magnoliopsida; Fabales; Fabaceae
Product: glucose-6-phosphate 1-dehydrogenase, chloroplastic
Exons: 10
Coding region: 226-2037 (603 amino acids)
Biological process (GO): pentose-phosphate shunt, oxidative branch; glucose metabolic process
Cellular component (GO): chloroplast stroma
Molecular function (GO): glucose-6-phosphate dehydrogenase activity; NADP binding
Source: RefSeq, a predicted model, not a curated record